AAUAUUAUCAUGAAAACCGACGCUUGUAUGUUUUCUUGAUGUUUUCGCGUAAUAAUUGCAUGAAAACCGUGCUUAAUCAUUAUUAAAACUAUAUUAAAUAAUAAGAAAGUGACUUAAAACCACUUUAAAGCAGUGUACUGUGUUUUAAAUUCAUAGCAAAAUGUCUGACAGUGACGACAAUUUAACCCAACACACCAUGUUCGAAAACGAAAACACUAUAUUACGCGGGCAAGGCUCAUUUUUCAAUCAGAGGUUCAAAAACUUGGCAUCAUCAACACAUACUUCAAUGCUACAAAAUUUCAACAGUGGAUAUGGUUUCAACCAUAGGAGUAUGCUACCUAUAAACAGGAGAGAAACAUCGCCAAUGUCUUUGAGAAGUGUGCCUGACUUUGGUCAUAAUUAUGAGAACUCUUAUUACUCAAGAGGUAGAACUUGUGAGUCUGUGACCAAUGGGAGAAGCCAAUCUCCUGGAUCUGUAGGCAGUAUGGAUUCAACCACAAGUGCAGUGUAUGUUGCACAGAUAUUUAAAAACAUGAAAUUCAAUAAAUAUGAUAAAAGGAUAAUCAAUGAAGCAUAUAAUAAGUACUUCAGACACAGAGAUAGAAGAAGAGUUAGUAAAAGGCGAAAGCUAAAACUGUUUAUAAAACAUAACCGACGCAAAUCAGAUGACUCCGGCGAUGAGGGUAGCAACUCGUCAAUGAGCAGUGAUGAUAAUAGAUCAGUGAGAUCUGCUAUACCUAAAGAAAGUGUACUCAAACCCAGUAAUAGGUCAAAUAGAGCUGAAAUAUUAAAUUUCAGGGAAACAAUGAAAAAAAGUGACAUGUAUACAGACUGUACAGAAAAUAUAAGGAAUAGUUCACUCAAAAAAUAUAUGUUUAAUGACAAUUGUACAAAACCCACCCUUAAAUUAUUAAAUAAUGUAAGAGAUGCAAGUAAGGAUUGCAGUGCAAUCAACCCUAUACCACAAGAAACUGUUAAUCGGUUUCAAAGUCAUACAGGAACACAAAGAUAUAGAUUUACUAAAGGUUUUUCAUUACCAUCAGAAAGGUUUAACAGAUCAGUCAUGAGACCGACAUCUAACAAGAACAUGCCUUAUAAUUUAGAGAAAAAAUCCCAGAAUAAUCCAAGAAGUGAUGAUUCUGAUAGUGAUGAUGAUAUUAUUCCAAAUCAAACUGUGCUAAGUGUAAAUAAUACAAGCCGGAAAAGAAUGCUCGAAAACCAAGAGACUACGAUGUUGUCAAGUGAAAAAAGAAAUAAAUUAUCCUGUGACAUACCCCUUACAAAUCCAGAUGACACUACUUUUAAGAAACCUCUGAUGCCAGUAAGAAGACCUAUCAAAUCUAAAGCUAACUUUCUUUCUGGAUCUGUUUCAUCUAAAUCUAAGUAUCCAUUACUGGGUUUCUUAUCACACUCUAUGAAUAAAAGUAAUAAUAAUUUGAAUUCAACUAAAAAACUUAAUGAAACUAUAUCUCAGCAUGUUUCUGUUCAAAAAUGUGUGGAUAAUCAGAAACCAAUUGAUAGUGAUAGUGAUGACAUUUUUACACCUAAUACAAAUACUCAAAAACAGAACCAACCUGACAAUAAGGAUAGAAAUGGCAAUAAAAUAUCUCCUCAAAAUAAAAGAAAACAAGCAACACCAGCAAAUGGUAAAAAAAGUAAAAACCAAAAGAGUCUACCUGGUAAAAGUCCCCAAGCAAAGAAUAAAGAAAAAUUGUCACCUACAGAAAAUACUACAGAAGAAAUAUUAAUUUCUAAAUCCAAGCAACCUCUAAUUGGUAAUGUUGAAGUAAUUAAUCCUGUAACAAGCAGUAACAAACUAGUAACAAAACAUACUAACAAUGAAAAGGGAAGUGGAAACAAUUCAGAUAAUCCACUCUCUGUUACUGACAUGUCUAUGAAGCCUAGCUUCAUAAAAAGAAAAUUAUUUACUCAAAAACUGGAUAUAGCUGAUGAAAAAAAUGAUAGUUUAGUAGCUAAAAGUCCGCAUCCUACAACCUACAAAUUACGAGAGAAAAACAAAGUUCGUAAAUUUGCUACGUCACAAUCCUGUCUCAGUCGCGAUAUUGCCGGUGGGGAUAAUAUGAUUCUGGAUUUGAUUCAUAAAAUUGUACCAGCCAAUCAGAUGAACAUGACCUCUGCUAAUCACAAGACAAGAAACAGUCAAGAGAACGAAGACAGGUGGGACGUAACUUCAGUUAUUUCAAUGUGUAACAAGACUGUAGAAAGUGACACAUACACCGAUGAAGAUAUAUUCCAAGAACAUGGUCCUAUAAAUAAUGAAAAGACACAAAAAAAUAAAACCAACAAAAUUUAUGAAAAACAGAAGGAGAAUGUUGAUAUACAAAAUAAUGCUGCACCUGUCCAAGAAAAUUUCUACACAAAUGAUAUUACCACAAGUGGUACUAAUAAAAGCACAGCUGCAAGAUGUGCCAAUGCAUUUUGGGAUACAGAUUUUGAAACUGACUUAGAAGACAGCAUGAGAUUGCCAACGAGAUCUCCAGCAAGAAAUAUUGUUAGAAAAAAGGAAAAGGAAGCCCAAAACAAGGAAAACAUACAAAAAAGUAAUGUAGCUGAUUCAAAGCCCAAUAAUCUACAAAAUACGAAAAAAUUAAUAACCGAUUGUAAAAUUCAGCUUGUAAAACAAAAAGAUGAUAUUAUAGUGACAAAGUUGUCUGAGAAGAAAGGUAAAUCUGUGAAAAAGGGGUCAUCCCCCAAAAAAGGCAAAUGUGUAGAGACGAAAGAAGAAAAUAAUACCAAUAAAGUUAAUAAAGAGAAUAAGUCAACUAAACUGUCACAGAAGAAUGGUAAAUCACCCCCUAAACAGGACAAACAUGCAGAAACAAAAGUGAAUAAUGCCAAAAAAGAGAGUAAGGAGAGUAAGACAAAGUCGACAGAUAAGAAAGGCGAACUUGUAAAAAAGGCAUCACCCCCAAAAAAGGAUAAGAAAGAAAAUAAAAUAAGAACUUCACCGAGAAUACCAAAGCUGGGGGUUAAAAAUGUGACUAAUAAAAAUGGUGACACAAAACUAAACAAUGAAACAAAAAGGCAACCCAAAAACAGUGCAAAAAAGGUUUUACAAGAAAAUAAAAUUAUUAGUACAAUAAAAACAAGAAAACAAAAAUCUUUUCUCAAUGAUAGCUUAAAUUCAAGCUGUGAGCGCAGUAUUUUUACGCGAAGUUUUACGUUACAAAAUAAACAAAGAUUAUUAUGACUUUCUAAUUAUAAAAACUAAAUGUACUAAGUUUUUAAACUUGUUUUAGAAUCAUAACUAAAGCAAGCAAAUUCUGUUCAUGAUACUUUCAUGAAAAGACUUGUUUUUUGUGUACAA
This is a messenger RNA of Aricia agestis (brown argus), 3328 nucleotides long. Its product is annotated as E3 ubiquitin-protein ligase RBBP6-like. The transcript has 5 exons. The record is from RefSeq and is a predicted model, not a curated record. Bases 161 to 3211 code for a protein of 1016 amino acids. NCBI's taxonomy places the organism in Eukaryota, Metazoa, Arthropoda, Insecta, Lepidoptera, Lycaenidae.